CUUGAGAUGAAUCGUAGUCGUUUUGUGUGUUUAAUUUUUAUCGUGCAUUUCGCAUUACUGUUAGUCGUAGUCGCUAUAAUAGAGUUUAAUUUAUUGUUCAACUAACUAUAUUUUACCACGUGCUUUUUCCCGUAAACCUUUUUCAAAAUGGAUCAAGAAGACUGGGAUUCGCCUUCUGACAUACAAUAUCAACCCCAACAGCAGUACAGACCUAAUCAACAAUAUAGGAAACCAUUAACCAAUAAUCCAGAUGAUUUGCUGAUGGAUAUAGAUUCCAAGUUUGCGGGUUUGGUUAUCGGCAAAGGUGGUGUUGUAAUUAAAGGUUUGAGGAAAGAAAGUGGUGCGUUUAUUUCAGUCUUGGAUAGCGAUACCUACGGGUUGAAAACUGUGAAGAUUUCGGGAAAUCAAAAAGCUAAAGAAUAUGCUCAAAAGCUUAUAAACGAUAUCGUCGACGCGAAUGAUCCGGAAAAAAUAAGAGAAAAGUUAAAAGAAGAAUCAAACAUAAAAUUGAAUGAACCAGUUCAAUAUACUUUUAAUUGGGACGAGUUGAUGAAAGAAGAAGCAGAAAACCUUAAAAAAAGAUUAGCGGCUUUGCCACCAAUUAUUAAAGAUUUCUAUAAAGAACACCCUGAAGUGACCAUGAUGACUGAUCAGGAAGUUGAAGAUUUCAGAGUGUCUAAGAACAACAUAAUGAUAAAAUAUAUUGAUGAAAAUAAUGCAAAGCCAAUUCCUAAGCCAGUAAUGAAAUUUUCGCACGCAUUUGAAAAUUAUCCAGAAAUAUUAGAUGAAAUACAAAAACAAAACUUUGAAAUCCCGUCCCCUGUACAGUGUCAAGCAUGGCCUGUCAUCAUGAGUGGGCAUGACUUGAUAGCUAUUGCUCAAACUGGGACAGGUAAGACGUUGGCUUUUUUGCUUCCUGCUUUUAUUCAUAUCGAUUUUCAACUGACUCCUCGUAGUGAACGAAAAGGACCAUCUAUACUAGUAUUAGCUCCAACUAGAGAAUUGGUGUUACAAAUUGAAAGUGAAGUUAAAAAAUAUAGUUAUAAAGGCAUUAAAGCUAUGAGUAUUUAUGGAGGUGCGAGUUCUGGAAAGCAAAAAGAAAGUCUACGAAAUGGAGUGGAAAUUGUCAUAGCUACUCCUGGUCGACUUAAUGAUUUUGUUGGUAGUGGUGCUAUUGACUUAUCAGAUGUGACGUUUCUGAUACUUGAUGAAGCUGAUCGUAUGUUGGAUUUGGGUUUUGAACCUCAAAUACGUGUUUCAUUACUGAGGGUAAGGCCAGAUAGACAAACCAUAAUGACAAGUGCAACCUGGCCACCCGGAGUUAAACGUCUUGCUAAAAGCUAUACAACCAAUCCUAUUCAAGUCAUGGUUGGAUCAUUGGACUUGACAACAGUGAAUACUGUAAAACAAGAUAUUCUUAUAAUGGAAGAAGAAGAAAAAGAACUUUGGCUAGACGAUUUUCUGAAAAACUGUAGCGAAGAUGAUAAAAUAAUAAUAUUUGUGAACCGAAAAGUAACUGUGGAUCAGCUUUCAUCAGAUUUAUGUUUAAAAGGCUUCAUUGUUGAAUCAAUUCAUGGUGGUCGUGAACAAAGUGAUCGAGAAAUGGCUUUGGAAAGCUUACGUAAUGGUGAAGUUAAUAUUUUAAUAGCUACAGAUGUAGCUUCUCGUGGUAUUGAUAUUAAUGACAUUACUGUGGUAAUAAACUAUGAUUUUACUAAAGAUAUUGAAGAGUAUGUGCAUAGGGUAGGGAGGACAGGACGAGCUGGCAAAACUGGUUUGGCUAUUACCUUAAUGACUAGAAGGGACUGGGGUAAAGCCAAAGAGUUAGUAGAAGUGAUGGAAAAAUCUGGACAAGAUGUACCUCCAGAGUUGCAAGAUAUGGCAACAAGGUAUGAAGCUAAAAAAGAACGGGAUAGAGCUGAAGGAGGUGACAGGCCAUUUAGGGGUGGCAGAGGAGGUGGAAGAGGAUUUUCAAGAGAUGGAAGAUUUUCAGGAAAUAGAAGAAAUCAUUAUUAAGUUUUUCAAUAUUCCUCAUUAUUUAUUAUUAAAAUUUUAAAUUGUUCAAGUUCUACUUAUAAUUAUUUAUAUUUAAUAUUUAGAAUUACAUACUUUAUUUAUAGUAUAUCAUAUGAAUCCUUAACAAGUGAUGAAAUAAGAUUGUUUAAUAAUUU
Molecule: messenger RNA, 2171 nt
Organism: Rhopalosiphum maidis (corn leaf aphid)
Lineage: Eukaryota; Metazoa; Arthropoda; Insecta; Hemiptera; Aphididae
Product: probable ATP-dependent RNA helicase DDX43
Exons: 2
Coding region: 148-2016 (622 amino acids)
Molecular function (GO): ATP binding; RNA binding; RNA helicase activity
Source: RefSeq, a predicted model, not a curated record